Molecule: messenger RNA, 371 nt
Organism: Gongylonema pulchrum
Lineage: Eukaryota; Metazoa; Nematoda; Chromadorea; Rhabditida; Gongylonematidae
Source: the annotation of a GenBank genome assembly
AUGUGUUGUAAGAAGCACAUAAUUGUUUUAGCUGGUAUCAAAUACGUCGAUGGAUACAUUUUUCCAUGCUUGAGAAAGACGUGUGCAUCUGCUGCUAAUCAGGUGCAAGAAACAAUUGAAAAAAUACGGGAGAAAAGAGCGCGAAUAGGCAUGCUCUGGCUCGAUGUGGAGCGAUUCAACUGGCCAAAAGACAAGGAGUACAAUCAAAGAUUCAUUCGAAAUAUGACAAAAAAAGCAAAGUCUAUGGGCAUCAAAGUUGGCGUUUACACGAACUAUUACAACUGGCAAGAGAUUGUCGGCUUGAACUGGGAAAAAAUGAGGAAGUACCCACUGUGGUGGGCGUAUUACGAUGGAAGACAGGUACAUUGAUG